UUCACAGCGAUGGCGACUCGAUUCUUCUACGGGACGUAUUGAAACUGGCCUCGGAUAUGACAAAUGUAUUUCCUAACGUGUAAUUUAUUGCAAACCCAGUGCACGGAUCUUCAACUGGAUCAUUAACGUUUCUAUUGUCAUUGUUUUCUCUCUGACUUAGAUUUGGGGUCCAGUGAGGAAGGCCUGUGUUCCUUGUCCAGUGACCCACACUCCUUCACAAGGGCAAUGGAGGAGGAGGGGCCGCAGAGCAUGGAAUGUAUCCAGGCCAAUCAGAUCUUCCCCAAGAAGCCCCCAGUCCUGGAGGAGGAGAGCCUGCAGGUGCCCUUUCCCGAGCUGCAUGGGGAGUUCACAAAGUAUGUGGGGAGAGCGGAGGAUGCAAUCAUCGCCAUGUCCAGCUACCGCCUGCACAUCAAGUUCAAAGAGUCCAUCGUAAAUGUCCCUCUGCAGCUCAUAGAGACUGUGGAGUGUCGUGACAUGUUCCAGCUCCAUGUCACCUGCAAGGACUGUAAGGUCGUCAGGUGUCAGUUCGCCACCUUAGAGCAGUGUCAGGAGUGGCUGAAGCGGUUGAACGCUGCGGUCCGCCCUCCGUCUUGCUUGGAGGACCUCUUCUCCUUCCCCUUCCAUGCCUGGUGUGUGGACGUGUACGCCGGGGAGAAGGAGCAGCACGGGGAGCUGUGCAGGCCAGGAGAGCAUGUGACCUCCUGGUUCAAGAAUGAGGUGGAGAGGAUGGGCUUUGACACUCAAAAUGCCUGGAGGAUAUCUGACAUCAACAGCAAGUUCAGGCUGUGCUCCAGCUAUCCGCAGCAGCUCCUGGUGCCAGCCUGGAUCACAGACAAGGAGCUGGAGAACGUGGCAGACUUCCGCUCCUGGAAGAGGUUCCCGGCCGUUGUGUUCAGGCACCAGAGCACUGGGGCUGUGAUCGCCCGCUGCGGCCAGCCGGAGGUCAGUUGGUGGGGCUGGAGGAAUGCAGACGACGAGCACCUGGUCCAGUCCAUCGCCAGGGCCUGUGCUGUGGACUGCAGCUCCCGCAAACACCUGGCAAACGGAUCCUACAUCAAUGGAACCAUCGGCACCAAUGACCUCGUGGACACUGACUUCGAAUCGUCCCUGACGAACAGCUCGGAGGUAGAGACGCUGGCCAUCCAGCCACAAAAGCUGCUGAUCCUGGAUGCCAGGUCCUAUGCAGCCGCUGUGGCCAACAGGGCCAAGGGAGGGGGCUGUGAAUGCCCAGAGUACUACCCCAACUGUGAGGUUGUGUUCAUGGGCAUGGCCAACAUUCACUCCAUCCGCAAGAGUUUCCAGUCCCUGCGCUUCCUCUGCACACAGAUGCCAGACCCGGCCAACUGGCUGUCUGCUCUGGAGAGCACCAAGUGGCUGCAGCACCUGUCUCUGCUGCUGAAGGCUGCCCUGCUGGUGGUGAACGCUGUGGACCGCGACCACAGACCUGUUCUGGUGCACUGCUCUGACGGAUGGGACCGCACGCCCCAGAUCGCUGCCCUGUCCAAGCUCUUGUUGGACCCAUACUACCGCACCAUUGAGGGUUUCCAGGUGCUGGUGGAGACUGAGUGGCUGGACUUUGGCCAUAAGUUUGCUGACCGCUGUGGCCACGGGGAGAACUCCGAGGACCUGAACGAGCGCUGCCCGGUCUUCCUGCAGUGGCUGGACUGUGUUCACCAGCUCCAAAGGCAGUUCCCAUGCUCCUUUGAAUUCAAUGAGGCCUUCCUGGUGAAGAUGGUGCAGCAUUCCUACUCAUGUCUGUUUGGCACCUUCCUGUGCAACAGUGGUAAGGAGAGGGAGGACCGUCAGGUUCGGGAGAGGACCUGCUCCGUGUGGUCACUGCUGCGACCAGCCAACCGCGCCUUGAGGAACAUGCUCUACUCCUCCCACUCCGAGACUGUGCUCCACCCAGUGUGUCAUGUACGUAACCUGAUGCUGUGGACAGCAGUCUACCUUCCCAGCUCCUCUCCCACCACGCCCUCUGACGAGUCGUGUGCACCCUAUCCUGUGCCUGGUGCCAACCCUGAGGACACUCCCCUGGGCAGACGUCCGAAGACCCGUUCCUUCGAUAACUUGCCCAGCGCAUGUGAGCUGGGGAGCUCGCUUGCCCCCAACCGGCGCUCCAGUGACCCAAACCUAAAUGAGAAGUGGCAGGACCACCGGCGCUCUCUGGAGCUCAACAUCGCUAUGGGGCCCGACGGAGGGGGAGCUCAGGAAGGGCGUGCUAACGGCCAGCCUGGAGCAGCAGGGCCUCAGGCAGGCACGGCCGACUCUGAGCCGGAAGACAGCCCUGAAGGAGGGCAGAUUGAGCUGAGAGACGGAGCCUCCAAGGGGUUGUUAGCAGCAGGAGAAGAGCUUGAGCUCUCCAUUGAGCUGGCUGUGGCAGAGGGACAGAUGGAGAACAUUCUCCAGGAAGCAACAAAGGAGGAGGUUGGUGCCGAUACUCAGAGAGAAGAUAACGCUGCUGCUCCUCCUAUUGCUGUGGCUCAAACUCUGAUUGAUGCUAACGUUAAUGGAAGAGAGACGGAGAAAGAGGCCAGCACCAGUGAUGGUAAGGCUGAUAAACAAGCUAACAUCAAUGGGGCUGAGAAUCAGACGGAGGCUACUAUCACUAAUGGGCAUCACCCAGAGAAGGGCACAGAUGAGCCUGAGGAGGAGUCUAGUGUCUCUCCAGGCAGUCCCACGGACGUUCCAGAGGAGCAGGAGGAGAUAGAGAAGCCGGAAGAAGUGCUGGUGAAGCAGGUUCUGGAGAACCAUACUGCCCAGGAGGAGCCAGACCACAACCCUAGCACCAGCACCCCCAGCCCAGCCCACGCUACCCUUAGAACUAUAACCAAUGGCUUUGGAGAGAGGACACCAGUGGCUGCUGAGAAUCACCUUCCACCAGAGCUUAAGUCCAGCAGACACCUCUCAGAGGUCCUGGUGCAGGCUGACAAGAGGGCCUCCCUCAUGGAGAGCUCAACAGAGACUCUGACUGAAGAGGCCUGCACCAGGCCAGAGGCCCCAGUGCAGGCACCCAUCUGUGCAGGCCCCCAGCCCUGCUCUGAAGGCAGGAGUCAACCCCCCUGCCACAGGAGAGUGAACGGGGAGGCAGAGCCAGAGCAGGGGGCACCCAGGACUUCAAAUGGAGGACACAAGCGGCCCUCUGUCAGUGCCUUCCAGUCUUUGAGUGCUGAUCCCAGCAGGGAGGGACUGUGUAAUGGCGAGAGCUUGGAGGGGGAGCCCUGCAGUGGCCCUCACUGGGCCAAGGUGAAUGGGGAGCGGGCCCCACUGAGCCGCCAGGUGUCCCUGGCCUCCUGCAACUCCCUGACCCACCACCGCCGGGGCAGCUGCUCCCAGCACCGCUGCCUCCAUGCCCUACUGGGGCGCCCCGCCGCCACACCCAGCCCCGAGCAGCCGGCCCGCAGUCACCUGGACGAUGACGGGCUGACGCUCCACACGGACGCCAUCCAGCAGCGGUUGAGGCAGAUCGAGGCAGGCCACCAGAUGGAGGUGGAGACGCUGAAGAAGCAGGUGCAGGAGCUGUGGAGCCGCCUGGAGAGCCAUCACCACGCGGCGUCCCUCAGGAUCAACGGAGAUAUGGGAGACGAAGUGACCUCAAUGACAGACUCUGAGUAUAACCUGGAUGCUAGCUGCCUGUCCCGCUGCAGCACAGAGCUCUUCUCCGAGGCUAGCUGGGAGCAGGUGGACAAGAAUGACACUGAGGUGACCCGCUGGUACCCGGACCACUUGGCAGCCCAGUGCUACGGGUGUGAGAGUAGGUUCUGGCUCGCCACCAGGAAGCAUCACUGCAGUGACAGGGAGCCUGUCCAAGAGGUCUGGAACUGUGGGAAUGUAUUCUGUGCCAGCUGCUGCGACCAGAAGAUACCUGUGCCAAGCCAGCAGCUGUUUGAGCCCACCCGUGUUUGUAAGACCUGCUACGGCAGCCUCCAGAUCAAUACAGCUCCCAAUCCCAUGGAACUGGAGCUGGAAGAACCCAUCACAACCAGCUCCAACUAGGGCCCUGGGAGGGGCUAGGCCGAGCCCCCCAGCCAAUACUCAGCUAGCCACUGACAGUGUCAGGCACACUACUGAUGAGCUCAGGAGCUGCAGAAUGUCCCAUGUACGUGUGUGCUGCAAAAUAUGGAUUUUCAUGUAUAUAGGUCUGCAAUGCCAGAUGUAGUGGAGGAGGUGAACAAGGUGUUUUUGCUAGAUGCUAAGCACUUUGCUAAGCAUGGUGGUUAUGCACAGGAAUGGAUGAAAGGAAAGAUUGACGGAAGGGUGUGUGUGACAACACACAGAGGACUGCUGGUAGUGUUUGUUGACGUGGUGUAGGACUGGGACAGCGAUAGAGCAAGGAUAGCCUGUUUGGUCCCACUGUCCUGUUUGGUCCCGCUGUCCAGGAGGGGGGGCACGAGAGGGUCAUCACCGAAUGAUGCUGUAAAGUCUUCUUGAGAGCUUGUUCAUCUUUUUUUUUCUUUUUUUUACCCACUUCUAGUUCUUACAGGAGUGGUAGCAUCAUCCAUCCCCUAGGGACUUUUCUGUUGGACAGUGGUGAGAUUUGGGACAGAAUGGAAGAACAGCUCCAGUGCUUCAGAAACCACUUCUAGUGUCCAGAAGGGCUGGACUGUUGGCACGGCCUUCCAUUGACUUCUGGGGAACACCUGGAUGAACUUGGGCAGAAUUUCAACUUGAGUUAUGUGUCUGAAGUUAGGACUCUGCCCUAAGCAGGGAGGGUAUUUGGGAGUUACUGAGAUCUAACAAGUGUUAGUUUUUGAAUUGCAUCAAAGUAUGAAUCCUCUCCUAGCUGGUUCCAUUUUGCAACUCUCUUGGCAUGAAUAGGUGCCACACACUAAUGGUAGACGAUGUAGAUAAUGUUGACAGCUGGUAUUAUGACAGAGCUUCUGAACCAAUGCUGCGUUCAAAACGACUGGGAACUCAGAUCAAUCAUGUCAGUGAUCGUCAGGUCCGAAAGUCGGAGCUCUAGAAAGAGGCCUGAAUACCCAAGUUGGAAUUCCGAGUUGGAUGACUGUUCACACAGAUUUUUCCCGGUCGGAGCUCGUUUUUUCACAAGUUUCCAGUUGUUUUGAACGCGGCAUAAAUUUAAUUUGUCAUUGUCACUUGUUUUCAGAGACCUAAAUAAGCUCGAGGAGAGGCUGUGGAAAUGCAUUUAUUUACUCUGCCUUUAUGCCCAUCACUUCAAAUUAGGAUGACCCCCCCCAAUUUACCCAGCAGGCACUUGGAGCAUGGUGGCACUGAAGUGGACAUGACAUCAUGUUCAAUCCAUCACAACCAGGGUUUAAUAGGAAGUGGUGUAAUGGUUGUCAUGGGGACACUAAGGGAUGUGCUUUAGUCAUGUUUCUGUAUCAGUUUCCCCCUGUGAUGACAGGAACUCAUUUACCAAUGUGUCCUCGUCUGCAGGAUGGGGGAAUUAUUACCCAACACUGACUGCUAAUUUAGUAACUAAAUUCCUUGCUAUUAGUUGAACAUAAUGAAACAGCCCUAAAAUAUUUAGUUGAGAGUCAUACAUGCAUCACAAUCUUUUCCUUUGAACAUCCUCAUAACCACCAUUGCGUCAUGUCCUAUAUAAACCGAGGAAGUGCUGGAUAGUACAAGGGGAUGAAAUGUAUAGUACUGUGUCUCUGUGGAACAUCCAGUGACACUAGAGGGUGUUGUUCUUAGCUGGUUAGCUCGGUUUUCUCCAGCUGAAUUGAGAAGUCACUUAUUUCAUCUCUCUUCAAUAAACUCCUCUGAUACAUUUUUGUAACAUAAAUAAUAUAUUCAGAUAAGUAUAUAGCGUUUAAGAAACGAUGUAUAGAAGAAUCCUUUUAGAGUGGCUCACCAAAUUAGUCACCAUAAACCUUUUCAUUUGUAUCUUUUUCUUUUUGCUGAUUGCAGAAAAAAACGAUACUUUCAACUUGUUGGAAACAGGAAUCAAUUUUUUUUGAAGCGGGUAUGUUCCUGUUUUGAUGCUGCAGUGGUUUUCCAUUUUAUUGGUAUCAGUACCUUUUUCAUUAUUUAUUGAUGUUUUAUUCUUGAAUUGCUGUCUCAAAUUUAGACAAUUCCAUUGCCACAGGAUAAUCAGUGUUUAUCAGUAGUGGAUCUUAAGGGCUGUGAGAAAAGAUGGCCCAAAUCGAUGAGAUUCCCAUGCACUGACAGAAUGGUGGUUAGAAACAACAACCUAUACUAUACCCCCACCUCCCACUCACAUACGGUCACACAUACCCCACUCAUAUACAGUACAUGUACACACUACCUCUACCAUACAGACAGGAGCUCCACACACUCAUACAUGCACACAGAUAUUCUCACUGCGCUUGUAGUAGUUGAUAUUUGCUUUUCAGAUGUUCGCCAUCAAUAUUGGCCUUUUGUUAUUAAUGAUUUUUGGGUUUUACGAGCAUUAAAUGUACAAAUACAACCCUAUACUAUGUCCAAAAUGAUAUCCUUCAAGACUGCCAAUCAUUAAUAAUGCCACUUGUCGUACUAGCAGGACACAAAUGAAUCACAGGAUUUCAGCAAUUGUUAUUCACAACUCUAUCUGAUCAGCAGACUGUGUGAAAGAGCCAUGUAUAGUUUGGACUGCCAUCUUGUAAACCAUCUGAGGGCUUAGACCAAACUCUUGACUGUUGAUCUCUUUCAAUGACCCCCUGAAUAGCUUAUGCUGUGUACAUUUCAAUGGCUGGACUAAGUAGUCCAUAGCUUCAGAUCUCAAAGCCAUGUGGGUCUUUCUGGUCAUAAUUUCCCAAACUGAGGUUUGACAUUUGAGGGCUAAAUUAGGUCCAGAGUAAUGCUCCUUUAGACACUCAUUUACUUCUGGCUUCCAUUAGUGUCCCUGUCACACUCUGGCAUGUCGAGGGCGAGGCUAGAGGCUGUAGGGCAGUUUCACCGUUACAGGCACGAUGAGGGGCAGCAAACUUGGCUAACAAUCCAUGAAUGCGAAUUAGAAAAAAAGUGACAUUGUUUUGCACAGCAUUUCAGUUAAAGUAGACACUGUCACAGUAAUACAUCAAACAAUAAAGCUGAAAAUAAGUCUGUUCUAUUCAGUAUUAUGUCACCCACAGAAGGACUCCCAUGAGGGAUGAGCCUGUUUCUUUUGGUGCUGUUGUGGGGCAUAGCUGGAUAUGAUGGGAGUAUGUGGAGGGGUUGGAUUUACACAUUGUCUGUCUGGAGGAGCCCUUACACUUCGUCCAGUUGGUUUUUUGAGUUAUUUUGAUCUUCUUUGGCUUUCAUUUCUCUUCCCUCGUGUAAUUUAAGAAGCUGCCCAUCACGUAGUUCCACAUAGGAGGCAUCCCUGCAAUGGCCCAGGAAUCCGGUGUAAAUGCAAGUGUUUCCGAGCGUGUGUGUGUGAGCAAGCGUGUGUCUGUAUGUCAGAGGGAAACUGGUGCCAAGCAGUUCUUAUACAGGUCUCUAACAAAGCAGUGGAGUCUGCUGAGGAGAAACGGCUCAUAAUAAUGGCCCGACCAGCGCAAAUGGAAUGGCAUCAAAUGCAUGGAAACCAUGUGUUUAAUCUAUUUGAUACUAUUCCCGCUCCAGCUAUUACCAUGAGCCCGUCCUCCCCAAUUAAGUUGCCACCAACCUGUGUAAUAAAGGGAUAACUACUGUGCUUUUGAUUUGUUUUCCUCCUUUACCAUUAUCUUUAACAAGCACUUUCAACCUUCUCAUGUCUCGUCGGUCGAAGAGGACUUUGUAGCUGUUUCCUGUAACAGGACAUAGCAGUUUCUUGUAAAAACAAGUGCUCUUUUUGUUUAGUAUGUUUAUUUUGUUUUGUUGAAUUUACUUUAAAGAGCAUUACAUUGAUGUAGAAUUAAAGGAAAAUAAAGUGGGCUAUUUCCAUGUGUUA
This is a messenger RNA of Salvelinus namaycush (lake trout), 7816 nucleotides long. Its product is annotated as myotubularin-related protein 3-like. Gene Ontology annotation, molecular function: metal ion binding; phosphatidylinositol-3,5-bisphosphate 3-phosphatase activity; protein phosphatase binding. Gene Ontology annotation, biological process: regulation of autophagy; dephosphorylation. The transcript is spliced from 20 exons. NCBI's taxonomy places the organism in Eukaryota, Metazoa, Chordata, Actinopteri, Salmoniformes, Salmonidae. Bases 226 to 3996 code for a protein of 1256 amino acids. The record is from RefSeq and is a predicted model, not a curated record.